Molecule: messenger RNA, 1602 nt
Organism: Metopolophium dirhodum (rose-grain aphid)
Lineage: Eukaryota; Metazoa; Arthropoda; Insecta; Hemiptera; Aphididae
Exons: 4
Coding region: 468-1310 (280 amino acids)
Source: RefSeq, a predicted model, not a curated record
GGUUUUUCACACAUCUCCCCGGCGCGGACAACAGGACACAGUACGAGCACAGCGUUCGAACCGCGCCGCACGAGAUUGCACUGCGCGCGAAGCCCUCUCCGUUGCUACAUUUGGUGCUGUUCUAGAGUUGAGACGGCGAUCUAUUAUUAUCAUUUUUAUCGUUAAUAAUUAUAAUGAUAUUGUCGUCACGUCGUUGUUAACGCAUUUGCCCACCUCCGUACCCGUUCCCCGGGCUGUUCUAAAUAGUAACAUAACAUCGAUAACUGUGCCGGUCGUCGCUCGCCGGGAGAAAAACGAUCGUCGUCGGCUGUCGCGAUAAUAUCAUUAUAUCGUUGUUAUGAUUGCCUUCUUCCCAACGAUCCCGUCGAUGAUGGUCGGCUAAAAUCGCGGCGCAGCACGACGUCGUCAUAAACCGGAAAUAGCGGGCGCUCGCGACCCGGGAGGGGUUGGUCGACGACGGGCGGCGAAUGAUGCUCAAAUUUGUCACGCACAAACUGAAGACUCACAGCCUCGAAGACCAUCGAAGACCUACCAAGUUAAAAACUGUUGACCACGACUCUGGCACAGAGUCUGACGACGAACACAGUCCGGAUAGAGAACCCAAAAGUACAAAACCAGGAGUACCUGAAUCUACUCGAUUAAUGGAGAACAUUGGGAAUGAAGAUAUGGUUGGUGAUAUGGAACCUACAAGGUCUUCAAGCAGUGGUCGCAGUAGUGUUGCCACUCCUGGUCCUUCCCCAUAUUUCUUAGACUCUGCUUUACCCAGUGACUGUGAUCAACAUAGUUCUGAAGAAGAAUUAGAAGUUAUAAAUAGUAAUCCAGAAGCAUUACUGCAAGUUGAAUUACCUACACCUGAUCCAGAUGAAGCAAAUUCUUGCGGUGUUCCUGAAAACUCUGUAGCAUCAUUAGCUCGUAAACGUUGUCGAUCUGCUAGUGAAGCUGGUUGUGGAAACACAAUAGCUGUAAGCUGGUCAGGUUCAUCUGACGAUGAAGUACAAGGACUUAUGUCAACCAGACCAACUCCAUUAAAAUUUUGUGCAUCACCACCAUCUCAUGUGCACAAACCAGGACAGUGUACUGUAUCCUCUUCACCGCCUUUAAAAUUAGUACACUUGUCACCUAGACAAUCUGUAUCUUUGCCAAACACUUCUCCACGUAAACGACACAGACAAAGGCAUCAUCCUACUCGUAAUGUGCAGAGGCCUUGUUUAGACUUUGAAAAAAUGCAACAGCUUAAAUCGUUGUCAGCAACUUCGUGGAGGCAUACCAGUAAAGAUCACAGCGGCGAAUUGUCAGUGUACUGUUGGUGAUUCCAUAAGAUAAAACUGUUGUUUAUAUAUUUUUCCUUCUUUUUCAAUUUUUAUUUUUAUCUAGAAAGGCUGUAUUGAUAAUGUUUAAAUCGUUAAGUUCGCCAUAACUUACUAUUUUUGGCCAAUUUGUUUGUGUGUUUCGGUCCUGUGCCACGUGUUAUUUGAACGAUACUCUACUACAUAGCACUCAAAAUGUGGUACGUGGUUCUUUUGGACGGCCUUAUGCAACAUGAAAUUAAAAUUAAAAAUUUUUAAUUUUAAUAAAACUGAGCCAGUUUAUUGAAUUAUUUUA